AUGCCGAUGGGACACACGCUCUGCCUGCUGCUGUUGGGCCUGCCGAGCGUGGCAGCAGGCGGCACCAGGGAGUCCAACCCAGCCUGCAGCCUCCCGGAGCACACUUUGCCGGGCAUGACCAGGCAGGGGGAUGUCCUGAUAGGUGGGAUAUUCCCUCUUCACCGCACCCGAGACUCCGUGGAUCUGAGCUUGGCCACUGAGCCGCUCCCCUUGUCUUGUGACGACCGGUUCGACCUGCGGAGUUACCGGUGGCUUCAAGCCAUGAAGUUUGCCGUAGAGGAGAUCAAUGCCGAUGAACAUCUGCUGUCCUCGCUCAAGCUGGGUUAUUCUAUGUACGACACCUGUGACAGCGUCACCAAGGCAGUAGAGGAGAUGUUUGCUCUGGUAACUGGACAGGACACCUACGUGCCCAACUAUAGGUGCCAGAUGAACAUGUCUUUAGCAGCAGUGAUAGGAGAGUCAUCCUCUACCAUCUCCAUGGUGAUGGCCAGGAUUCUGGGAAUUUAUCAGUAUCCUCAGAUCAGCUACUUUUCCUCCAUCCCUGUCCUGAGUAAUAAACACGAGUUCCCCUCCUUCCUCCGGACCAUUCCCAGCGACAAUUUCCAGUCCAAAGCUUUUGCCUACGUGGUCCGAUAUUUCGGAUGGAAGUGGGUGGGAACCCUAGCUGAAGACAUCGCCUACGGCAUUCAGGGAGUGCAACUCUUCACCGAGAAAGUGAAAGAAUUUGGCACGUGCAUCGCCUUCUCCGAGAGAAUCCCAGUUGUCUACUCCCGGGAAAGGUACGUCCGAGUCGUGGAGGUCAUCAAGAACUCUCGAGCAAAGGUGAUAGUCGUGUUCUCCGGAGAGACCAAUAUGAUCCCCUUGGUGGAGGAGGUUGCCAGGCAGAACAUGACCGGAAUUACCUGGCUUGCGAGCGAGGCCUGGAGCACGACUACCUACAUCGUUGCCAAAGACCAAUCCGCAUACUUCAGCGGGACUCUGGGGUUCGCCAUUCCCACGUGCACAAUCCCAGGCUUUGAUUCCUUUUUAGCUAGGCUGCAGCCUCUAAGCAGUGCAGGAGAUAUUUAUGUAAAGGAGUUCUGGGCCAACUUUUUUGGCUGCACCUGGGCCUCAGCGGCCGAAGGGGCGAGUCGUGCAGGCAGGCCUCUCUGCACUGGGAAGGAAAGACCCUCGACAGUUGGCAACAUCUUCUUUGAUACCGCGAAUCUCAGGAUCACUUGCAAUGUAUACAGUGCAGUAUAUGCAGUCGCUCACGCCCUGCACAACCUGCUGUCUUGUCAAGAGGGCAGAGGCCCGUUCAGGAAUGGGACCUGCGCAAAGGCUCGUGACUUCGAACCCUGGCAGCUGUUACACUAUAUGAAGAAUGUGCAGUUUGUUGACCGAACAGGACGGAAACUGUAUUUUGAUGAAAAUGGGGACACUGUGCCCAAGUAUGAUAUUAUCAACUGGCAGCAGGAGGCUGAUGGCUCUAUAGUGGUGAGGAGAGUGGGUUGGUAUGAUGGCAGCCAAAAGGGACAGGAGCUCCGGAUUGAUCAAGCCUCCAUCAUCUGGAAUGGAAACAAGAGAGAGCUCCCAGUCUCAGUCUGCAGUCAGAGCUGCCCUCCUGGUACAAGACAGAGCAUGAAGCAAGGAGAGCCCAUCUGCUGCUUUGAUUGUGUGGAAUGCCGUGAUGGGGAGAUCUCUAAUGGGACAGAUUUUACAGAAUGCAUCAAGUGCCCUGCGGACUACUGGUCCAACGAGAAGAGGGACGAGUGUGUGCCGAGACAGAUGGAGUUCCUGGAGUUCAGAGAGCCGCUGGGGAUCGUGCUGACCGUCCUGGCUGUGCUCGGUGCUGUGCUGGCGGUUUCCAUCACUGGGGCCUUCGUGAAGCACAGGGACACUCCACUGGUCCGGGCCAACAACCGGGAGCUCAGCUUCCUGCUCCUCGGCUCGCUGGCCCUUUGCUUCCUCUGCGCCUUGACCUUCAUCGGGGAGCCCAGCGGAGGCGUGUGCGUCCUCCGCCAAGUGGGGUUCGCCGUGGGUUUCGUGCUCUGCAUAUCUUGCAUCCUGGUGAAGACCAUCGUGGUGCUGCUGGCCUUCAGGAUGACCGCGCCCAACCGGAACGUCAUGAAACGCUUCAGGCCUGUGCAUCAGCGGGCUGUCGUGAUGGUGACCACUUGCGUCCAGAUUGCGAUCUGUGUGGGUUUUCUCCUGUCCUCCCCGCCGUCUGUUCACAAAAACAGAGAAGCCGUGAUUCCCAAGAUCUUUGUGGAGUGUGACGCAGGCUCUCCGUUAGCUUUAUUCUGUGUCCUGGCUUAUACGGGAUUCUUGGCUGUUAUUAACUUUGGUUUAGCUUUCCUCGCAAGAAAUUUGCCGGACAAUUUCAACGAAGCUAAAUUCAUCACUUUCAGCCUGCUGGUGUUUGUAGUAGUAUGGAUCACUUUUAUUCCAGCCUAUAUCAGCACCAAAGGGAAGUACCUUACAGCUGUGGAAAUAUUCGCUAUUCUGUCCUCCAGCUUCGGGCUCCUGGUCUGUAUUUUCUUUCCAAAGUGUUAUGUCAUUUUGAUCAGGCCAGAGCUCAAUACCAAGAAUAAACUCAUCGGGCGGGACAGCAAGGGUGGAUUUUAAAAUGUCUUUUUUCAAGGUUGACCGACGGUAUACUCCUGAAAUAGCACUCAUCUUUAGAAGCCCAGACUUUUUGUACAGUGACCCGAAAUGCUUUUAUUUCUUUUUUUAAAUGCCAUUGUACAGCAGAUACAUACUGUGAGCAAUUUUGUUUUCCCAGCUACAAAAAAAAAGA
Messenger RNA from Lepisosteus oculatus (spotted gar), 2779 nucleotides. RefSeq names its product extracellular calcium-sensing receptor-like. Gene Ontology annotation, cellular component: plasma membrane. Gene Ontology annotation, biological process: G protein-coupled receptor signaling pathway. Lineage: Eukaryota; Metazoa; Chordata; Actinopteri; Semionotiformes; Lepisosteidae. The record is from RefSeq and is a predicted model, not a curated record. Gene Ontology annotation, molecular function: G protein-coupled receptor activity.